CGGGCCGCGAUGUCGCCGCCAGGCCCAGGUGCGGCCGGGCCCGGGCCCGGGGCCGUGUCCGUGCUGCGCUCUGUCAACACGCGGGAGCUCUCCGAGGUCGUGUUCAACAACCACAGCCCCCGCUGCGUGCUGCCCGUCUGGCUGGAUUUCGAGGGCCGGCCGCGCCGCUACCCGGUCCUGCGGCCGCGCAGCGGGCGCGUCAUGCGCAGCUACCGGGGGCACCUCUGGCUGUUCCGGGAUGCAGGGACCAAUGACGGGCUGCUCGUCAACCAGCAGGAGCUGUUCGUGGCAGCCCCCAAUGUGACCAAAGCUGACAUCACACUGCCAGUGUUCACCCUGAAGGAGAGAUGUCUGCAGGUGGUGCGCAGUCUGGUCAGCCCAAUGGACUACAGGAAACUGGACAUUGUUCAGUCCUUAUAUGAAGAGCUGGAGGAUCAUCCUGAUAUUUGGAAGGAUCUUCAGCGGCUUUCUCUGGAGAGAAAUGAAGCACUGAGGAACAAAACUAUGGAAAAACAUGAUGACUCACUUCAGACUCCUCAAUAGCAAACCACUGAGUGAGCAGCGAGAAACAGGAAACACACCAAGAACUGAUGCCCCCGCUGAAAGUUUUGAAACAUCAACUCCGUAACAUCGGUGAUAGUCAAAUCAAUAGUCAAAGACUGAACAGCACCUGGAGGCAUGCUGGGUUCUGGUGAUUCAGUUCAUUUCUUCAUUACAUGUAUUGCAAACUGUAGGGUAAGAUCAGGGCAGCUAAAUGGAAAAUAUUCAUACGAAGUAACUUUCUUUGUCUAAGAAAGCUAAUUACACCAAGGAUUAAUUUAGCCAGACUAAUGGUAGUAAGUGUCAUCAGUUUUGUUUGAGUCAUUUGUUUUGAUGGAAUUUCCCUUUGACAUAUAGCCUCAGCAUGCCUGUGGGUCACAGAGCAUGGGGAAUAUGUACAUGAGGGUUUCCAGCAGUGCCCGAGGGUCUGACAAACAUUACAUUGGUGGAAAGAUGAUGUGUAAAUGAUUGGAGGUUAUUCUGCCUCUUACCUUUCCACACACAGAGCCAUUUUGUAUCCGCUCUAGGUCUGACAUGUUCUUACUGUUACAAUACCUCAAAUGCCUUAUUUGCCUUUGUCAUAGGAUUCUUGCCUGGCUGAUCUCAGCCACAUAGCAGAGCCUAGUUUUGGGACACCCUUGUCCCCCACAGCUGCUUCCCAGCAGCCUGUACAGGGUUCACAGGAGGUAGGUGCUUUAAGUUCUGUCUUUUCCCCUCACAGAGCUGUAGUCCAGGUUGUAGUAGGAGGCCUUUCCAGGGAGCAUGGGCCUCUUGAGCUGCCUGUGUCAUCUCAGGACCAGUGGGAGCUGUAUUGGCCCACACAGGCAGCUCACAAACAGGGCCGUGCUUAGUGCUGGGCUGGAGAAAGAGAUAUAGUGUUUCUUUGCCUACAUUCUGUUCCUCACAUCUCAGUGGCAUGUACUUGUGUGAAUGCACACAGAGUUCAGAGCAUCCUAGUUUAGUGUUACAUGAAUUGUCCAUUGAGCAAGAUGUGGUGCAGCUCAGGUUAGAAGCAGAUUGGCUGGAGAUUGAUUAUAGCAGGUUAUUUCUGUGAAUAUGUUUCCCUCCAGUUGUGUAGUCUCAGAGUAGCUGUGAAACUGAGAAUGACUAACUAAAAUGUAUUUUGUAAGUAUGGGAUGUCUCCCUGUUUGUAAACUUUUUCUUACACAUUUGAAGAACUUUAUCUUUGACGUAAAAACUAAAAUGCAUGCUAGCUUUCUGACUGUAUUCUGUCAGGUAACUCCCCAGUACCUCUGUUUGUAUUGCUGUGAUACUCUGACAGUUGUGCUUGAUCAGUAAACAGGCACUUUGGACCCUC
Cinclus cinclus is the source of this 1858-nucleotide messenger RNA. It is a transcript of the gene VHL, whose product is annotated as von Hippel-Lindau tumor suppressor. The record is from RefSeq and is a predicted model, not a curated record. NCBI's taxonomy places the organism in Eukaryota, Metazoa, Chordata, Aves, Passeriformes, Cinclidae. Bases 10 to 543 code for a protein of 177 amino acids. The transcript has 3 exons.